Molecule: messenger RNA, 1168 nt
Organism: Paramacrobiotus metropolitanus
Lineage: Eukaryota; Metazoa; Tardigrada; Eutardigrada; Parachela; Macrobiotidae
Exons: 3
Coding region: 251-943 (230 amino acids)
Source: RefSeq, a predicted model, not a curated record
GGGUCUGCCGUCUGGGGCUUCUGUUUCCAAAUUCAAAAUCCUUCUUACUUUACCGUCAAAAAUUACAAGUUGUCCAGAGUUUUCCUUGAACAAUUAAUCGCUGGUCUGAAUGCAAAAUAGAAACACAUUUGAGUAAACGGGAGUUCGUUUUGCUAAAGUGAUCGGCAUCUUUAUAUGAAGCAGCUGUUUGAAACAUUGCAUUGGGACCAUUGGAUGCACUGAAGAGAUUGAUCCAGUAUCCUGAAAUGCCAUGUCCUCUUGGAGCGAGAAGCUUUUUUGGCCCAUUGCUAUAGGAAGUAUUGGUUUAAUUCAUUACGUGUGGUGGAAAAUCCAGCAAAACCCCAACUUUGUCCCACCCCAAGACAGAAAGCCGCAUCCCUUCAUCGCUGCUGCGUUGGAGUUUUCUGAUUACCGAAAGCGCAAGGCGCUUGAGAAAGAAAGAGCAGCGAAUUCCGCUCAGGCUGGCGAGAAUUUAGAGGAAGAACCAAAGCCGAAGCGUUACUACUGCGAUACCGUGUCCCGUGACAAUAUGCCGAUUUAUCGUUUUUGGCGUUUACGCAAACUCAUUCGCGAUACAACAGCGCCGAUCCCCCUAGCCACUGCCAAAAAGUGGGAUACCAUCCUAGGGCGGAUAUACAAUGUCAGUGUGUUAGGGAUGUUUUGCUGUCUUAUGCAUUUGAUUUUUGAGCAUAACAAAGAAAAGGAAGCGGAGGCGCGACGAACUGGCAUCCCUACGGAGAGCAGUGCCGAGUAUUGGAUACGAAAAAUGGAGUAUAAAAACGCAACACUUUUUCGAGUUGGCUCAGGUGGUGUCUCGAAGAGGGAGUACCAGGAUGGAGAAUUAGUGAAGAUCCAAGGACGACCUGUAAAAAAAGCAAACGUGCUUCCCCCCGUUGAAGACAUCAGUGCUUCUACUGGCAGCACUAGCGAUAUCGCCGUUUGAGUUGUGAUAAUAGUAUAAUACACACGGUUAACUAUGGGAAUUGCCAGUUAUGCUAUCCCGGAACAGCGCUGUGCGGCGAGUACGCAACGGAAUUCUGAGUUUUUAACUGUACUCUGUACAGCAUAAUACAGUUGUUCUUUUCUUUGUGCGUACUUAAUUGUUGUGUGGCGUGCGAAUGAUUCAGAGCAAAAUGUAGUUUUAGAACAAAAAAAUUAGCGUGCUUUA